AUUCCUUCUCUUUACACAUGAGCAAGCACGAUAAAAGUCCACUCUUUAGUUUCCUACAGAUCAAGUAAAAGAUGAUGCACAAGAAGAUGCUACUCGUUGCAGCGUCGAUCAUCUUGAAUCUCGUAUUGAUCAUUCAUGUUCUUUAUAAUAACUCAACCACAUGGAAUCCGUCAUGGACUCAUAGAGCCGCCAAGGAGGCAGAGGACGUAGCCUCUGUUUCAUGCUCAGGCCACGGCAGAGCUUACUUAGACGGUUUAGGUAUCCUUGACGGCAAUAAACCUCCUUGUGAGUGCAACAACUGCUACACAGGAAAAGACUGUUCCUUUCUUCUCCCAGAUUGUCAUGCUGCUGCUAACUCAGGAGACCCUUUGUUCUUGGAGCCGUUCUGGAUGCAAAACGCAGAAGGAAGUGCGGUUGUUGAGUCCGGAUGGCACAGGAUGAGUUACCAUUUUUACGAAGAUGGCUCAUAUGUGUCAGCAGAGCUCGAGAGGAUCAUUAGGAAGCUGCAUAACGUAGUUGGAAACGCAGUUACUGAUAACAGAUUCGUAAUCUUUGGAACAGGAGCCACGCAGUUGAUUGCAGCCUCUGUUCAUGCCUUAUCCCAGACAAACGCAGCAUCUCCUUCAAGACUUGUGUCUGCUAUUCCAUACUACAAUGUCUACAAAGAACAAACUGAGUUCUUUAAUUAUGCAAAUCUUAGGUUUGAAGGAGACGCGUCUGCGUGGAAGAAGAGUGAGCACAAUGAUAAUACGACACGAGUAAUAGAGAUAGUGACUUCUCCUAAUAAUCCAGAUGGGAAGCUGAAAAGAGCGGUUCUUGAAGGUCCCAAUAUCAAAAGCAUUCAUGAUUACGCGUACUACUGGCCUCAUUUCACACCUAUUACACAUCCGGCUGAUGAAGAUGUGAGCUUGUUCAGUCUCACAAAGACUACUGGGCAUGCUGGCUCAAGAUUCGGAUGGGCAUUGGUAAAGGACGAAGCUGUUUAUGAAAGAAUGAAAAGGUAUUUAACUCUAAGUAGUAUGGGAGUUUCAAGAGACACACAGCUUCGUGUUCUGCAGUUGCUCAAAGUAGUAGUUGGUGAUGGAGGCGAGGGGAUAUUCCACUUUGGUUAUGAAACAAUGAAGAAGAGGUGGGAGAUAUUAAACAAGAUCUUUUCGAUGUCCAUGCGUUUCUCGCUCGAGACUAUAGAGCCUGAAUACUGCAACUAUUUCAAGAAACGCAGAGACUUUACUCCUUCUUAUGCGUGGGUGAAGUGUGAAAGAUUAGAAGAUGCAAACUGCUAUGAGAUAUUUAGUGCGGCAAAGAUAAAAGGACGUGAAGGAAAAGUAUUUGGAUCAGAGGAACGUUUGGUUCGAUUAAGUCUCAUCAGGACACAAGACGACUUUGAUCAGCUAAUUGAUAUGUUGAAGAAGUUAGUAUCCCAGGAAGUUGUACGGCCUGACUCCAUCCAAAAACUUAAUGUUGACAUCAGUUCUCUUCAAUUCAAUCAUAUAAAAUAAGUAUUCAUAAGCAUACAUUAUGCCCAUUCUAUGAAAACAUUUGUGAUUGUUUUUGAGAAAAAAAAAAGGAUUUUUGAUU
Brassica oleracea var. oleracea is the source of this 1578-nucleotide messenger RNA. RefSeq names its product tryptophan aminotransferase-related protein 3-like. The transcript is spliced from 5 exons. Gene Ontology annotation, molecular function: transaminase activity; carbon-sulfur lyase activity. NCBI's taxonomy places the organism in Eukaryota, Viridiplantae, Streptophyta, Magnoliopsida, Brassicales, Brassicaceae. Gene Ontology annotation, biological process: amino acid metabolic process. The coding region runs from base 72 to 1499 and encodes 475 amino acids. The record is from RefSeq and is a predicted model, not a curated record.